UUUGAUCAUAAAUUAUUCUAGAAAAACACUCUGAUCUAUAAAGAACCAGAGACCCAUCUUCCCUCAAUUUCUCACCCCAAUCUCCAUAACCCUUUUAAACGUGUUUCUUUCCUUUUCAAUUCUUCAACUUUUUCUGAAUCAUAUCCAUAAACACUUAUCAAUGGAGGUCGAAUACCAAGAGGAGUAUAUAAGGAAUUCAAGAGGGGUGCAGCUCUUCACUUGCAAAUGGCUACCUGUCUCUCCACCAAAAGCCCUUGUUUUCCUCUGCCAUGGUUAUGGUAUGGAAUGCAGCGACUUCAUGAAAGGGUGUGGGACGAAGCUGGCAAGCUACGGGUACGCGGUAUUUGGAAUAGACUAUGAAGGGCACGGACGGUCCAUGGGUGCACGUUGUUACAUCAAGAAAUUCGAUCACAUUGUUGCGGAUUGCUCCAAUUACUUCAAAUACAUUUCUGGGCAAGAAGACUACAAGAACAAGAGACGGUUCUUGUAUGGCGAGUCCAUGGGUGGUGCAGUUUCUCUUCUGGUUCAUAGAAAGGAUCCAACUUUUUGGCAUGGCGCCAUUCUGGUCGCACCCAUGUGUAAGAUAUCGGAGAAGGUGAAGCCUCACCCGAUGGUGAUAAGUAUGCUAACAAGGGUAGAAGAUGUAAUACCCAGAUGGAAGAUUGUGCCUACAAAGGAUGUUAUUGAUUCUGCAUUUAAGGAUCCUAUUAAGAGAGAAGAGAUACGCUCAAACAAGUUGAUAUAUCAAGAAAAGCCAAGGCUUAAAACGGCUCUUGAAAUGCUUAGGACUAGCAUGGGUCUCGAAGACAGCUUAAGCGAGGUCACGUUACCAUUUUUCGUGCUACAUGGAGAGGCGGAUACCGUGACGGAUCCAGAAGUGAGUCGGGCUCUAUACGAACAAGCCAGCAGCAAAGACAAAACCAUAAAACUAUACCCCGGAAUGUGGCAUGGGUUGACCUCCGGUGAGCCCGAUCAGAACAUCGAUAUCGUGUUUUCCGACAUCAUUUCAUGGCUGGACAAGCGAUGCGAUGACGAUUAUAUCACCGACAGUAGUGGUGCAGCUACUGUUAUUGAUGAUAUAGAGUUGGUACCUUCCCCUAUGGUAGAAAUAAGUAAAAAGAAACUCCGGCAGAGUGGCAGCUAUCUUUGUGGGUGGAAGGGACGGCGGAUGCACCACCACUCCGCCAUGUAGCCACCACUGCCGUCCAACUCUUUUUGCCAUCAGAGUUUAAGACAACUCUAUGAUUACUAAUGUAAUGGGACAUAUAUAGUUUCUGUGGAAGUUAAUAUUUACAAUCAUGGAUCCCUUAUUCACAAUGGAGCUUUUUUGAGGUUCAUUUGCUCAAA
This is a messenger RNA of Cynara cardunculus var. scolymus (artichoke), 1347 nucleotides long. RefSeq names its product caffeoylshikimate esterase-like. The transcript is spliced from 8 exons. Bases 161 to 1192 code for a protein of 343 amino acids. The record is from RefSeq and is a predicted model, not a curated record. NCBI's taxonomy places the organism in Eukaryota, Viridiplantae, Streptophyta, Magnoliopsida, Asterales, Asteraceae. Gene Ontology annotation, molecular function: lipase activity. Gene Ontology annotation, cellular component: membrane.